Molecule: messenger RNA, 2988 nt
Organism: Durusdinium trenchii
Lineage: Eukaryota; Dinophyceae; Suessiales; Symbiodiniaceae
Source: the annotation of a GenBank genome assembly
AUGCGGAAGACCGUGGCGAUGCUGAAGCGGGGGGCCACGGCAGAGAACGUGGCUGAGCAGGUCGCCAAGGUGAAGAAGGUCUUCCAGUCCCCGUUGCUCCCGCCGGCCUUCCAGCAGCUCCACGCCGAGACGCAGGCCGAUCGCCAGAGGAAGCGGCGCCACUUGGGCAACGCUGCAUGGUUCAACCUUCUGAUCGGGGUCAUGCUCUGUGUGAACACCAUCGUCGUGGGCAUCGAGACCGACUACUCCCGGGGACGGCAGCUCGAGGACCGUUUGGCCUUCUUCGUCAUCGAGACCUUGUUCGCGGUGACCUUCUUCACCGAAGUGAUGAUCAGGAUGCAUCACCUCGGCUGGGAGUAUGCCAUCGAUCCUUGGAACAUCUUCGACUACUCCUUGGUCGUCUUUGGCUGGACAGACGUCUUGGUCUCUGUCACGGACACCGGCAGCGGCGGCAUGCGGCUGGCCUCGUCCCUGCGGCUCUUCCGGCUGCUGCGGGUGGUGCGGAGCAUUCGGGGGAUCAAGGUCUUAGCAGGUCUUUGGGUGGUGAUCCAGGGGCUCUUGGACUCCUACCGCACGGUGCUUUGGGUAGCCUUCGCGAUGGCGAUCUUCCUGUUUUGCUUCGGCGCGGCCGUGUGCGUCCUUGGGGGGCAAGAUCGUUUCGCCUUCGAGCAUUGGUACAUGGGCCAUAUGUAUGUGGGCUCGGUGCUCCGUUCGAUGUUCACCAUGCUCCAGGUGGCCACCUUCGACAAGUGGGCGGAGAGCGUGGCUAGGCCGCUCUUCCACGUGGCUCCGAUGGCGACUCCGGUGCUUUUCGUUUGCAUCUUUGUCAUGAGUUUUGGCACUCUGAACAUCUUGGUGGCAGUCAUGGUCGAGCGGAUCUCGGUGAUCACCGCAGACCGACGGACCCAUGCGGAGCAGGCAAGAGUACGGAUGGAAGCAUAUAUGCUGGAAUCCAUGGUGGACGACUUGCACGCGAAUGACAAGGAUGGUAGUGGAGACCUGUCACAGAAGGAGUUCAAGAAGAUCAUCAGGAUUCCGGGCCUCGUCAAGAAGCUAGGCUUGCUGGGCAUCACCAUCGAAGAGGCGGAGAGUCUCUUUGAGAUCAUGGAUGUGAACCACAGCGGAACGGUCACGCCGGAGGAGUUCAUCGCCGGACUGCAAAAGAUCAAAGGGCAAGCCAAAGGACAAGACAUGGUGCAGCUCAUUUGCUACGCUCAGCGGCAGGUGGUUCGAUCUGCGCAGUAUGUCUCGAGGAUGAAGUUCUUGAACAUGCAGGUGGAUCACGUCCAAGAACGGCUCAAUGCUUCAGGCAUCUCGUUGCAGUUUGAGUCGGGCGACCGAAUCAAGACCGCCGAGCGCAACGAGAUGGUGACCACCAGUGCCGCCCAUCGAGAGCUCCUCCUUUUCAAGCUGGACGCUGAACGGCAGUCAGCCUAUCCUGUGGUCCAGGAUGUGAGGUGGCGGAAAGAGUACGGCCAAAGAGCUCAGCAAGGUGUGCAUGAGCCUUUGCUUCCCACUCAGAUCGGCUUUUUCGCCGCUUCUGGCGCCCAAGAAGGAGGGGCAAAUCUGGUCCUCACUGCCUUGGUGACCUUUGACCAGCAAGACUUGGCCGCUUCUCAUCUCCACCGUCUCGGCUCCGCAGCGCUCGCGCUGCGCGUGUUGCCGACGCAGGUGCCUCCACUGGAGUUGCCGGGACGAUCAAAAGAAGUGUCCGCCCUCACAGAGAGAGGUGGUGAGGCGGAGGCCGUCGCCCGGACCUUCCGCUUCGCGCGCCAGUGCGCCGCCCAGAAGCUGCCCAUGCCCAACUUGAAAAACUUCACCUUGGGCGCCGCCACUCCUUUGACGGUGCCCAACUGGUCCCUAGGCGAUGAACCCUUGCUGGCUUUGGCCUCCAGUCCUUUGCGGGAGAACGUCGCCAGGGUCGAGGAAGGCAACUUCCGCGGGAACAGGCUCAGCAACAAAGGAGUGGAGGCUCUCGUCUCGUCCCUGGGCUCGCACCUCACGACGCUGAACCUCUCGGCCAACGGCUUCGACGGCCAAGGUGUCGAGUCGAUCUUGAGUUUCAUUCGCCGGGCUCCAAAGCUCACGGACGUGAACUUGUCGGGCAACAAGCUCUCGGACAACUCGGUCUCACGGUUGUGCCUGCAGCUCUCGCAGCACUGCCCGCGCCUGCAGCGGCUCAGCCUUUCGGAUGUGCAGAUCGGCUGGGAUUUGGACACUGGGGCGGCCCUUGGAAGCCUGGUCACCACCUUGAGGAUGAAGAGCUUGGAUGUGAGCUUCAACACCCUUCAUGGCCAAGGAGCCGUCGAGUUCCUGAAGAGCUUGCCGUCCUCCAGGCUCAGAUGCUUGGACAUGAGUUGGAACUGUUUGGGCAAGGGUGAGCUCACAAGGCAAGUGGCAGAGGAGCUUUCUCAGGUGUUUCAGCGGUCAGAAAGUCUUCAGCAUUUGGAUAUCUCCUACAACAGCUUCCAAAGUCAGGAGCUAGAGAUCUUAUCGCGCGGCCUGGCCACCAACCGCACCUUGUGGGGCUUGCACAUCGAUGGCAGUGGUGCCUAUAUGGAUGCGGAUGGGUUCUUGAUCCCGCCGGCGGAGUUCUACAUUGAACAGCCCAGGAUGCCGCGGGCGAAGAAGAAAUCGAAGGCCACGAAAAAGCCCAAAGCGCCGAAGAAGGAGACGGAGCAAGAGAUCAGUGUGGCGGGCACGCUGCUCUCGCCACAGGAGCUGGAGGCACGCGUGGGCGCACUGCAAGCCCAGAUGGAGUUACAGGACCUGAUCCAGGAGUAUCACCAGCGGAAGGAACAAGAAGAGAAGGAGCAGGUGGAGGUGGCGCGGCAGGACACCAUCGUAGCAUCCCGGAUGCUGCAGGAUUUCUCGGACACCAGGAUGCCGCUGUCCUUGCCCGAGCUGAUUCGCAGGCACGUCCGAUCCGAUACGUGGAGCCUUUGCAUCACCCUCCAUCCAACAGGUCUUGCAACAGAUCGAGGUUGA